UGGAUCAGAUCAGUUGCGCUCGCCUGUUUCGUCGUCGCGGAUGUGCGUGUUUGAUUGUUUUCGGUGGGAGAAGAGUGCGUUACGUUUUGCGGUUUUUCACGCGUCGUGCCGAUCGGGUUUUAUUCCAUCCAAUGUCCGAACGAAGGUUUGGACGCCACAAGCAGUGAACGGUAAAAGUGGCGGAAUUUCUGUUUGUUGACAGUUUGAUGCGUGCGACAUCUUUCUGAGUGCCGGUGUUUUUUCUACAAUAAAAAGUGAGCGAAAAACAAUAAGCAGAUCUGUGUUUAUGAAAUCAAAGCGUUUUUUUUUUGCACGAGAGAAUCCAAGACUGACCAUACAAUUUAAACUUGCAAUACUUGGUCUAUCUAACGGAGAAGACUGUCUGCAAAGUCGUCGUCGUCGUCGUCGUAGUCUGGAAUGCACCACCAGAAGCCCCGUACAUGGUUGGGCAGCUGAUUUAUUGUGUUUAAUUAUCGCUGCUGGACCGACCGCUGCCUGGCGGAACGUGACGUCGCGCCGCUAAGAAUCACGAUUCUCCUUCGAGACUUCGAGCCCAGAAAGAAGAAACCGGCAAAAUAUUUGCGGCAAGUGCUUGUUUCCGUUUGAGGUGUGCGCUUUGUCGAUAGAGCGAAAGAAAAGAAGCGGGGGAAAAAUGAGCUAUUCGAAGCCAGUAAGCGUGGCCAAUAGAAAGUAGAAAAUGAUCAACAAGUGCAUUAUGGUGAAGGGAAUUCUGAAGAAACAGGUGGAAAUCAUGCGGUAACGAGAAGCAAGCAGAAAAGAAAAGCAAAACGAGCAAGAAAAAAGUGCGUAUAUAGUGAAUUAAAUGUAGUUAAUGUGAGUGGUGAAGAGAAGGGCGACAAAAAAAAAAGUUGUGAGCGAAAGAAGCCGAAGCUGAAGAAAAAGACUGACUUCUGGUUAAACGCGGUCAAGUUCGAGAAAGUCAGACACAAGCUAAAAACCGCACACACAAACGAGAGAUGAAAGAGAAAAGAUUGCACUUGUCGAUCGUUGCAUCGCCAAAAAUGCAUGCCCCAGUUUUGGCGUUGGCACUUCUGUGUCUUUCAACAGCAGCUGAAGCCGCUCAACGGCAACCGGUCUACAUUAACAAGUGCUGUCGGGUUGGCGAGUAUUACGACGAUUCGCAGCAACUGUGCGUAGUCGGUGGCCUCAACAAAUGGGUUCCGAAGGUGUUUCUCCCGGCGAAGAAGCAAAUUUACACCGACGUGGGUAAUGCUCCGGUUCACAUGAAAUUCCUGGAGAACAAAAGGCCCGAGGGCUGCAAAGUCAUUGCGUACUCCACCGACCAGAUUCUGCUCAUGGGUAACGGAUCGUUGUUUCUGAGUCAGAAACAUGCGCUCAUAUCGUCACCGGAAUACUGCGUGGACGAGAAAGUGGCCCUUGUAUGUGCUCGAGACAAUGGAAUGGAUUCGCUUCAAGCACCGGAGAAAACCAGUUCCGUUUGGCGGUGUUGCGGUCCCAACUUUGCCUACGACCAGGCAAACCAAACCUGCGUCAAGCUGGACCAAUCGCAUGUGAGUUAUGGCGCGAAAAUCGUUUCGUCUGCGCAUGUGGAUCUGAGUUUCCGGUUUCCGGACUGUAAGGAGCACGUGAUAGCGGGCAUUUUCAAGCCGGACAAUCUGCAGGAGGACACCGGCUCGGUGACGAUCGAUUCGGGCAAGAUCUUUGCCUCGCACGAGUACUGUCUGGAGCAGGGGCUGGACGGGAAGACGGUGUACGUGUUUUCCUGUUCGGAGCAUUUGCAGCCGGAUUCGGUGCCGAUCAAGAAUCAGGACGUCCGAUUCGCUCUGUACGCGGCAGGUCUUCUCGUUUCGGUGAUAUUCCUCGGAGCGACUUUGGCCACCGGCUACCUGGUAACUUCGCAGCAUCACGUACUGCACUGGCGCUGUCAGACGCACUACGUAGCGUGUCUGCUGAUUGGUGACCUCUUCUUGGCCAUCGUCCAGCUGUCCGGAAACACGAUAACCGGUCCGGCCUGCACAAUGAUAGCUAUCAUCGUCCAUUUCUUCUUCCUGGCUGCCUUCUUCUGGCUGAAUACAAUGUGUUUCAACAUUUGGUGGACUUUCCGUGAUUUACGCCCGACGUCGCUGGAGAAAAGCCAGGAGAUUUGCCGACUGCGGAUCUACGAGGUGUACGCCUGGGGUGUACCGCUGGUGAUUGCCGGAGUGGCAGCGAUUUUGGACAACCUGCCCGACACCGUCUAUCUGAGGCCGAGAUUCGGUGAACGGACUUGUUGGUUCUACGGUGAUCUGGAGAUACUGACCUACUUCUUCGGGCCGGUUGGAAUUCUGCUGUGCAUCAACUUGCUGCUGUUUGCCUCCACCGCCCGGCAGUUGACCUGUGGUCUUUGGAAACGGGACGAUGUCAAGUCCACCACCGAACGCCGCGGUCUGGUUUCUUCUCCCUCUUACAGCGCUGCCCUCGGUCGUGUCUGCAUGAAGCUGGUGGUCGUCAUGGGCGUCACCUGGGUUGCCGACGUGGCUUCCUGGGUAUUUGGAGGACCGGACUACAUCUGGCUGGUAACGGAUCUCAUCAACGCGUUGCAGGGGGUGUUCAUCUUCAUCGUCGUCGGCUGUCAACCGCAGGUCUGGUCCGCAAUAAAGCGCCUGUGGAACUCGAAAACGGGUCGCUCGUUUACCAACACCACCCACGGCCCUCAGCACUCCAGCUCCUCGCACGGGCUUCCAUCGAUGGGAGAGUCCAUUACGAAUAACACCUGCACCAACAAUACGACCACAACGACCAACUCCCAGACCAAUCGGGUUCCCAUGGAAACGGUGUGCUAGAUCAUCGCAGAAUCGGACGAACCAAUCGCAGCAAGCGCGAAAGGUAACACAACCGUUCGAUCCAAGGAUGCCUAAGAUUUCCCUAAGAAUGGGAAUGAAUGGAUUUUUUUUUACUGAAAAGAAAUCGAAUUUUGACUGUAGGCUAGAUGCUUCCACUAAUAACAGCAGUUUUUUGAGAAAUUUAGAACGCAUUUACAGCAAUACUGCCAAUAAGAGUAUAGUUCAGUGUAAACGAGAAAGUAAUGUGGUUGGAUUAAAGAAUUGCAAUCCGGAGAAGAAACUUGACGAAUGGAAGUAUCUUUGUUCAUUUUCCUGUAAAUAUUUGUUUUUGAGAAGCAUUUGCUUCGUUUACUGUAGCGCUUUCUGUAUAUUUCUGAAAUGUGAUCGCUUAUGUUAAUCCUCUUUUCGUUUUCUAUCAGCAAAAUUUAAAGCUUUAAUUAGUAAGAUAAUCUUAGUCCUUUCGUUUUUCGUUAUUAUUCUCUGACGACUUUCAUUGGUUUCUAGCGAAACAGCCAAAUUUAAGUUAAAACACCCUUUUUUGCGAGAACAAAUUCGUUGAAUUCAGCCUUCUUUCCUUACUUACCUCUUUUGUGAUCUAUGUUCAUUACUGUUAUGUGUAAAUAAUGUAAUAUUUAUUCAGUGUAUUUGGUCUAAGAAAUGUAUGCCUCCACAAAAUGCAGCCGAUAAUGGACAAAUGCUAGGAUAAACGACUGAUCACGUAGCAUAUAGUACACUUAGCAUUAACCAAGCCAGGGUGAAUCAAAAAAGAUAUUCGCCUAUCUUUUUAUGUCGCAAUUUUUUGAGGUGUAGCUAUCGAGUAGGAGAGGAAAGUCAGUUCAAGCUCCCCGCGUGUUUUGGAACCAUUUUAAACAGUCGUUAGUAUUUCGGGAUUUUUAGGUGUUUUAGAAAAAUAUACGAUGUCCAAAUUAACAGCUGCUAGCAGCGUCCCUGAUUAAGUCGAUAAUAAACUCGUAGGAAACGAUCAAUAAUACAAAGUCCCACCGGUGACGUCAGUCGUAUGAAUAAACAUCUAAAUUCAAUAUUCUCAACGGAUGAAAUUCUGUCGUAGUCGAACAAAGUACAAUAUCUAGAAGCUGUAAUAAAACACCACUCUGUCUCUUUACUAGUCGGAAAAAUGAAACUCUUAACAGUAUAUAACUCGCUACGCGAAAUCAUCUCCUCUUCUAGUAGCUAUUUAAAUUCGUUCGCUGUUUGCCUUUUGACUUCGAGUUUAGACCAAUUUCAAUCGCUUCCAACAAUCGAACGCAUCUUCAAUCAACUCAUACAUACAAUACAUACAGUAUUUGCAAUCGCUGGAGGUAACAAUUAGUGUAGGAUUCGUGUAUUACACAAAGUGCAUAUAUAUCAUGAAGAAUUUACAUAACACACGCGCUAUGACUAACUUUUAACGGCCAACAUAGGAGAAGAAUGUAUGUAUUCACAAAUUUGCAUUAUACUGAACAAAAAAGGUAUACAUAUUAGAUUGUAGAACUUGUAAAACUUUAACAAACCUUCGAAUUAGUGCGCUACAAUACACUAUAUAGUAACAGUUUUAGACAGAAACACACAACCUAACUAGACGCUCUAAGCACCCUAAGCAGUAGACCAAAAUCGAAGCAGACUCGAAUGCAUACAAAGUGAACAAUAAUUAGUUCGAAUAAUUAUUAGUAAUAGUGUUUAGUUUCCGGAAUGGAUGCGCCGCCGGUGUCCAAAUAAAAUCUACAAUCCUGAAAA
Molecule: messenger RNA, 4538 nt
Organism: Aedes aegypti (yellow fever mosquito)
Lineage: Eukaryota; Metazoa; Arthropoda; Insecta; Diptera; Culicidae
Gene: mthl1
Product: probable G-protein coupled receptor Mth-like 1
Exons: 8
Coding region: 978-2804 (608 amino acids)
Biological process (GO): cell surface receptor signaling pathway; G protein-coupled receptor signaling pathway
Cellular component (GO): membrane
Molecular function (GO): G protein-coupled receptor activity
Source: RefSeq, a predicted model, not a curated record